Molecule: messenger RNA, 582 nt
Organism: Aethina tumida (small hive beetle)
Lineage: Eukaryota; Metazoa; Arthropoda; Insecta; Coleoptera; Nitidulidae
Exons: 4
Coding region: 58-417 (119 amino acids)
Source: RefSeq, a predicted model, not a curated record
CCCUCAAUCCGUCGUAUUGUCAUUCCGAACUCCGUGGAUAAGCCAUAUCAAUCAAAAAUGUCCUUCAAAUACUGCAUUGUCCUGGCUCUUGUAGCAAUCAACUUGGCCAAUGCUGGCAAAUUAUUCGGUGGUGGCGGCGGUCACCAUGUGGAACAUGAGCACCAUCUCAUCCACGCACCCCUGCACGUUGCCCCGGAAAUAGUCCACGUUCACCACGUCGAAAAAGUUCAUGUGCCAGUGCACGUUGUCAAAAAGGUUAUCGUUCAGGACGAUCAUCACCAUCAUCAUGCCGAUCAUUUUCACGUCGACCAUCACAUCCACGCCGAUCUUGAUCUUCACGGCGGUCACGAUGGUUUUGAGGGUGGCUGGGACGGCGGUUUGGCCGGCGGUUUCGGAGGACACGGAGGCUGGUGGUAAUCCACGUUUGAAGAGUGAAUGAUAGAGUUCGCAGUUAGAUAUGAUGGCAGAAAGUGCAAAACUUUUUUCAGUUCUAGUCGUUUUGUAGUUCUAAAGGUCAUAUUUUAUAAAUAUUGAUUGUUGUUGUUGUUAUGUAGUUGUUACAUAUUUUUAAUAAAUUUAUUA